GAAAAAAAGAAGACUUGUAUUGGUAUUUUUAUAUUGCCAAUACCACGUAAUAAAGGCUACUUUUACGAGUCAUGGCUAUUUAAACGUCGAGGAAGCAGCAGUGCAUUAUGCAUGUGACGUAGCAGCUUGCAGCCAUGAAGGGAAUGAUUUUCCAGCUCAGCCGCAACCUGAGCCGCGCCGCCCCCGUGCUGAGUCGCGGCCUCCACUCGGGCACACGUCCCGCCUCCACUGCCGCAACCAAACUGAUGUCCGACCGCUCCCUGACCUCGGACGAAAUCUACGCCCGCGAGGACAAGUACGGGGCGCACAACUACCACCCGUUGCCCGUGGCCUUGGAGCGGGGGGAGGGCAUCUACUUGUGGGACGUGGAAGGCAGCCGGUAUUACGACUUCCUGAGUGCUUACAGUGCAGUGAACCAGGGCCAUUGCCACCCAAAGAUCGUCGCCGCGCUCAGCGCCCAGGCCUCCAAACUCUCCCUGACUUCCAGAGCGUUCUACAACAAUGUGCUGGGAGUCUACGAGGAGUACAUCACUGGCUUGUUUGGCUACGACAAAGUCUUACCCAUGAAUACAGGUGUUGAAGCUUGUGAGACGGCCUGUAAGCUCGCCCGCAAGUGGGCUUACAACGUGAAGGGGGUUCCCAAAAAUCAGGCCAAAAUCAUUUUUGCAGAUGGAAACUUCUGGGGUCGCACCAUGGCGGCCAUCUCCAGCUCAACUGACCCUAGUAGUUACGAGGGUUUCGGCCCCUUCAUGCCGGGCUUUGAGAUUGUCCCAUACAACGACAUCCCUUCACUGGAGAAAGCGUUUCAAGACCCCAAUGUUGCUGCUUUCAUGGUGGAGCCCAUCCAGGGGGAGGCCGGGGUGGUGGUGCCAGACCAGGGCUACCUCACCAAAGUCAGAGAACUUUGCACCAAAUACAACGUGUUGUGGAUUGAUGAUGAGGUGCAGACCGGCUUGGCAAGGACCGGCCGGCGCCUGGCUGUGGACCACGAGGAAGUCCGUCCAGAUAUCGUGGUUCUGGGCAAAGCUCUUUCUGGAGGCGUUUACCCUGUGUCUGCCGUGCUGUGUGAUGAUGAGAUAAUGUUGACCAUCAAGCCUGGAGAACACGGGUCCACAUAUGGCGGUAACCCCAUUGCCUGUCAGGUCGCAGUCGCUGCACUAAAAGUGCUUGAGGAGGAGAAGCUGGCAGAGAACGCUCAGAGGAUGGGAGUGUUGCUGCGGAGCGAGCUGAGCAAACUGCCCAAAGACAUUGUGACUACUGUCAGAGGGAAAGGCCUCCUCAACGCCGUUGUCAUUAAAGAGUCUAAAGACUACAACGCCUGGAAGGUGUGCUUGCGCCUGCGUGACAGCGGACUGCUGGCCAAGCCCACCCACGGGGACAUCAUCCGCCUGGCCCCUCCCCUCACCAUCAAAGAGCAUGAGCUGCACGACUGCAUCGAUAUCAUCCAGAGAACCAUCUUGUCCUUCUAAUCUCGACCAACUGUUCAACAAUACCCCUUAACCUUCCACCUGAUAAUCAUAAUGAACAGGUUGCGUGAAACAUGUAUUUGUUUUUAAAUGAAGAAGUGGUGUGCUUCUAUCGGGCUCUGUGGACACCUAUGUGAAGAAAAGGUUUCCAUAGACUGCAACUUGAGCAAAAAAAACGUGUUCAAUAUUUAAUUGAGGAAACCAGAGUUCAAACCAGUAAUUGAUUCAAUAAUUAUGCAUUACCCAAAACAGCCCAUUGAAUAAAGAAUAGCAAUCUCAUAUUCCAUGAUGAAUAAUUCUACAUAUUAUUGAGCUGUUUGUUCUUAGAGGAUGUCUGUGCGACGUUGCCCACGCAGCGCAUUAAAAGAUCAAUAAACAAGCGGGCUCAACAAAGCCAAGUAUUUUCCUUUGUUGACAUCAGCCACAGUCUAUUUAUUCAUUCAUAAAGAGUUCAUUUUUAUGGACUACUACUCCAAUUUUCUUAAUUGGAUUAUUGUUCUCUUGUAGCAAUUAUUUUUUCAAUAAACCCGUAUCCUUGAA
Pseudoliparis swirei is the source of this 2006-nucleotide messenger RNA. RefSeq names its product ornithine aminotransferase (gene oat). Gene Ontology annotation, molecular function: identical protein binding; L-ornithine transaminase activity; pyridoxal phosphate binding. Bases 135 to 1469 code for a protein of 444 amino acids. Gene Ontology annotation, cellular component: cytoplasm. NCBI's taxonomy places the organism in Eukaryota, Metazoa, Chordata, Actinopteri, Perciformes, Liparidae. The record is from RefSeq and is a predicted model, not a curated record. The transcript is spliced from 10 exons.